GUGUUCUUUUUAUCUUCGACAGAUAUCAUUAAACGUAAUUGAACAAAGAAGAGAGACAUGUGGAUAUGUCACGAGUUAACUAUCCAUUUUUAGAGAUAUAUGUGUGGAAUUGAAGCAAAGGUUGAUAGUUAGAAAGUAGUCGCUUCGAAACGUGAUUAGUGAUUAAUAUUCAUAUGUAAAUGAAAAGCGUAUGCUCCACAAUCCAUGAUAAUAAGUGAAUCAAUUGAGCGUUCGUUUGCAUUCGUCUAUACAUUAAUCUAACUUGUUGUAGCACUACAUUGUUUGGUAUAUGAGAGAGGACAUGAAUAAAUUCAACAAACACUGGCGAUGACGUCGGACAAACUUUUUUUGAGCCUACAGUGAUGAAUUUAGCCUGUUUGUAAUAUUCUCAAGUGACAUGCGUGUGCGCAAAUUUUUAAAAGGAAGUAGCACGCGCAAAAUCCUGUGUUCUACUAUCUUUUAUUUUUGAUAUAUCGAAAAUGUUCAUUUAAAAUCCAAUAAAAGCAUAAUUUAGUAGUUCAGUUAUUCAUUGAAUAGAGUUUGUAACAUUAUUAUUGAAGUCAGCUAACGUUAAAAAGAUUGUGAGAAAUUAAUAUUUAUAUUUAUACUAAAUUUAUAAUUGUAAAAAGAGAGUGUGCUUCAUUGUUUUAUGCAAAUUUUAUAUGACUUUUAAUGGAGUGGUGUAGGAAAUUACUUCACAAAAGAAAUAUUAUUCCUGUGGAUGAUGAGUUGGAAACUGUUGAUGAAAGAAAAGAGCGAUGGAGAAGCAUCUAUGCAAUUUAUUUUACUAUGUUUCUUAUGUCGCUUGGAUUCAGUAUUAUACUCACAGGAGUAUGGCCAUAUCUUGAUAAAUUGGAUAAAGAUGCUGGUAAAGAGUUCAUGGGAUAUGUAGUUGCAGCAAAUCCUUUGGGACAAAUGUUAUUCUCUCCUUUAGUAGGAUGGUGGGGAGAUAGAAGGGGAUCUAUAAGACUUCCACUUUUAUCAACAUUAGCUCUAUUUACAUUUGCAUCAGGAUUAUAUAGUGUCCUUGAGAUUGUACCAGGUGAUCAAAAAAUAUACAUGAUAGCUGCUAGAUUCUUGGUUGGAGUUAGCUCUGCUAAUAUCGCAGUAGCUCGAUCUUAUCUCUCAGCAGCUACAAAAUUUGUAGAAAGAACACAUGCUGUUUCAAUGGUGUCUCUAGCUCAGGUGUUAGGAUUUGUAGUAGGUCCUGGUUUGCAAGCUGCAGUUACACCUCUUGGAGAAAAGGGCGUAUAUUUUAUAAAUGUACCUAUUAAUAUGUAUACUAUGACUGGUUGGAUAAAUGUUAUAAUGGGAAUCCUUAAUUUUGCUUUAUUCCUUCCAUGGAAUUUCACAGAACAUCGAAUUGCUAUUCGCGAGGCAAUGAGAAAUGAAGGAAAACAAACUGAAGAAGAAACCCUGAAGUCUAUAAAACCAGACAUUCUGGCAGCAGUGACAUUAAUAUGUGCUUUUUUUGUUUUAGUAUUUAAUUUUGUCCUCCUUGAAACACUUGGUACUUCUUUAACUAUGGAUCAAUUUGCAUGGUCGAAAACGGAAUCUCUAUAUUAUAUGGGUCUACUAAUGAGUAUUGGAGCUAUUAUGUCAUGCAUUACAUUUGUUAUGAUCGAACCUUUAUGCAAAAGAUUUAAUGAACGUAAGGUAAUGUUGUGGGGUGGAUUUUUGUUUAUGGUAAUAGGAAGAAUUUUAUAUAUUCCAUGGGGGCCAGACCCUCCGAAAAUUGCUGAUUACGGACCAUUUAACAACAUUACAAAAGAUGCCGAUGGUAUAGACAUCGUAGGAUGUCCACAUACUCAAGAAUGGUGUACCUAUACACCGCAACUUACCGUCACACAGUUUUUCAUUGGGUACGGAUUCACUACUAUAGGAUAUCCAUUAGGUGUCACUUUAAUACAAACUAUCUUCAGUAAAGUAUUAGGACCUCGUCCUCAAGGAGUUUGGAUGGGAUUUAUGACAGGUGCUGGAUGUGCUUCUCGUGUGUUAGGUCCAAUAUUUGUUAGUGUAAUUUAUACUCGUUUUGGAACAUAUCAUACGUUUGGUGUUACUGGUUUAACAUUGAUAAUAUGUAUGAUAUGGUUACAAAUUGUAAACGAACGGUUGGUUCCGCCAAAGGUAAUAAUUCCAUCAAAAGACGCGGAAAUUCCAUUAGUUCACUUCAAAUCUAAUGAUGCUCAAGGAUCAAAUGAUUCACAUAAAAAUAACAAAAAUGAGGGAUGUGAUAAAGUGUAGUGAGUACUACACUCUAAGUUCGAUUUUAUUUUUUUCGAGCUUAUAUACAUAACAUAUGGCUGCCAUUAAGAGUUUAAUAUAAAUGCAAUUAUGAUAUUACGAAAUGCAAGUAUAUUUUUUAUGGAUAUUUACAGGUUUCUUAAAAUACAUAUUUUAUAUACAUAAAUAUGUAGGUAACAAUGAAAGAAUAUAACCAGGGUCGUGUAGUUUUUAGAAUAAUAUAAUGUAAUAAUGAACUUGUUCAGUUUUAGAGUCAAUCUUAUAAAGUAAAAUUACAAAAUGAAAAUGAUAUAUAAUACAAUAUGAUAAAAAAAAAAAAAUUCUACAACACUUAUUACGAUUUUAUGAUAUGAUUCAAUACAUGAAAAUUAUACAAGUAUACACACGCAAGUAUAUUUUUUAUGGAAAAAUUUGUUUAAAAAUAUUGUGCAUAGUUUUUAAAUUUAUAUGAAUAUACCUAUCAUAAUAACAUAGAAAGACUGAUAUUUAGCUCAAUUUAUAUAAAAAUAAGGGUGCAAUUAAAUUUAACAGUUACAAAUGUUUUUCACAGAAUAAUCUGGAUUUGUAAGUACUUACCAUAAAUAAUUGAAUGAUGUUUUGUACUACAGUUGAAUAAACUCAGUGAGUAUUAUGAAUGAAAAAAGUUGGAUAAGGUUACAAAUUAAAAAA
Messenger RNA from Bombus impatiens (common eastern bumble bee), 2913 nucleotides. It is a transcript of the gene Cln7, whose product is annotated as major facilitator superfamily domain-containing protein 8. The record is from RefSeq and is a predicted model, not a curated record. Gene Ontology annotation, molecular function: transmembrane transporter activity. The transcript has 10 exons. Gene Ontology annotation, biological process: transmembrane transport. NCBI's taxonomy places the organism in Eukaryota, Metazoa, Arthropoda, Insecta, Hymenoptera, Apidae. Gene Ontology annotation, cellular component: lysosomal membrane. The coding region runs from base 673 to 2244 and encodes 523 amino acids.